Lichtheimia ornata is the source of this 1512-nucleotide messenger RNA. RefSeq lists its product as uncharacterized. The record is from RefSeq and is a predicted model, not a curated record. Lineage: Eukaryota; Fungi; Mucoromycota; Mucoromycetes; Mucorales; Lichtheimiaceae. The coding region runs from base 1 to 1512 and encodes 503 amino acids. The transcript has 9 exons. Gene Ontology annotation, molecular function: NADP binding; flavin adenine dinucleotide binding; N,N-dimethylaniline monooxygenase activity.
AUGGUCCAACAAAAGAAACCAACCGUUGCCAUCAUUGGAGGCGGCUUUACUGGUAUCCAGGCUGCUGUACAGCUUAAAAAACAACUCGGCAUUACUGCACAAAUCUUUGAAUCCACAAAGGACGUGGGAGGCACUUGGCAUGUCAACAGCUAUCCCAACUGUGCUUGUGAUGUCCCAUCCCACCUUUACUCCUUGAGCACUGAAAUCAACCCCAAUUGGUCGCAACUUUAUAGCGGUCGUGAUGAGAUUUAUGCAUAUCAACAAGGAAUCGCCAAGAAGCACAACUUGUACGCCCAAACCCGGCUCGAGACACGAGUGACCGAUGCUACUUGGCUUGAUGAUGAACGUCAAUGGUUGUUGGAUCUUCAAGAUUGCAGCAGUGAAAAUAAGCCUUUGGAGAGCGUCAAAUUUGAUAUCAUCUUUGUGAGUGUGGGUUCCAUUCGUGUACCCCGAGUACCACAAGAAUUCAAAGGCUUCACAGGCCCUAUCUUGCAUACAGCCCAAUGGGAUUCCACUGUUGACUUUACAGGCAAACGUGUUGCUAUUAUCGGAAGCGGUGCCAGUGCUGUACAAACAAUCCCUGCAUUAGCCGAACAAGCCAAACAAGUUUACAACUAUCAACGUACACCCAUUUGGUGCAGAUUGAGAAAUCAAUUCUCGUACUCGAGCUUUAUGAAGUUCAUUUUCCGCUAUGUUCCACUUGCGGCACGUUUGUAUCGUUUGAUGAUUUUCCUUCGUAUGGAGUCCAAUUAUUUGAUUUUCGGAUACUACAAGAGUUUCCUUGCACGUAUGGCACGCAAGAAACUAGAAGGUGAAAUGCGUAAUCGAAUCCUAAAGUCCGGCCGACCUGAUCUCGUCGACAAGUUAAUUCCUAAAUACCCACCCGGUUGUAAGCGUAUCGUGGUUACGGAUGAUUACUUGGAGACGCUUUGUAAGAGCAACGUGGUUGUCGAGACAUCACCCAUUGAAUCGGUGAAGGGUAACACGAUCACCACCAAGGAUGGUAACCAAGAAGAAUUUGAUAUCUUGUGCCUGGCCACUGGAUUUGAUGUGCAAGGUUUCUUGGGUCAUUUGCAGAUCAAGGGCAAGGAUAAGCAAACGUUGAAUGAAGCAUGGCACAACAAAUUCCCUGAUACCUACAAGACCGUCAAUGUACAUGGUUACCCCAACGCUUUUAUUCUUUUAGGUCCAUCCAGUCUUCUCGGUCACAAUUCGGUCCUUAUCAUGGCUGAAUGUCAAAUUAAUUAUGCUAUCCAAACCGUACGAUCCAUGAUCAAGAAUAAGAUUGCUGCUUUUGAGCCCAAGAAAGAAGCACAGCAAACUUACGUAGCCGGAUUAAAGAGUGAUCUCGAUAAAACGGUUUGGAAGGGUAACUGUACCUCUUGGUAUGUCAACAAAGAAGGCGAUGUCACCGCUCUUUGGUCAAGCACUGUUACACGAUUCUGGUGGUUGUUGCGUAAAUUCCCUGGUUUCCACAAGGAUUACAUUACUUAUAAGGCAAAGGAACAUUAG